This is a messenger RNA of Cuscuta europaea, 1739 nucleotides long. The record is from the annotation of a GenBank genome assembly. NCBI's taxonomy places the organism in Eukaryota, Viridiplantae, Streptophyta, Magnoliopsida, Solanales, Convolvulaceae.
GGCGUGGUAGGAGUACAACUUCUAUGAAGUGCAAACACACAAAAUGUUCCUGGUAGUGCACUAGUGUAAUCGGACUCUGGAGCUGUUACUGCAGAGUGUUGAGAGGCCAGCUGAUUACGUCUGCUAAAAUCCUUGGUUACAUCGGUUAAGCUUCACAAUGCUCAGGAGAUUAAUACUAACGCUGAUCGUGAGCUUGAUCGCGGUUACGUGCAGCGGUUUCUCGCCGGACAGUCAUACCAGCCCUCGAGUUUUGGUUCUGCUCGACGAUUUUGGUAUCAAAUCGUCUCACUCUCUCUACUUUAAGGCCUUAGAAAAUCGGGGAUACAAUCUCGAAUUCAAGCUUGCCAGGGAUCCAAAGAUCGCCUUGCAAAGAUACGGCCAGUAUUUAUACGAAGCUUUGAUUCUCUUCUCCCCUUCCAUUGACCGGUUUGGAGGGAAUGUUGAUGCUGCAGCAAUAUUGAAUUUUGUGGAUUCUGGUCGUAAUUUGAUACUGGCAGCUGAUGUUUUUGCAUCUGAUCUUAUCCGUGAAAUAGCUACGGAGUGUGGAGUUGAUUUUGAUGAGGACCCUGCAGCUUCAGUUAUUGAUCACAAAAGCUAUGCAGUGUCUGACACAGAUGGGGAUCAUAGGUUGAUCGCUGCCUCUGAUUUCAUUCAAUCUGAAGUUAUUCUAGGAAGCAAAACCAUUGAGGUGCCAGUACUUUUUCAUGGGAUUGCUCAUUCUGUAAAUCCUACGAAUGGCUUGGUUUUAAAGGUUUUAUCAGCAUCACCAGCAGCAUAUUCAGCCAAUCCAGGGUCGAAGUUGUCAAACCCACCAGCGCUCACUGGUUCUGCAAUCUCUCUUGUUUCAGUUGUCCAGGCUAGAAAUAAUGCUCGAAUUCUGAUAGCAGGCUCUUUAAGAAUGUUUAGCAAUCGAUUCUUUAGAUCUGGGGUUCAGAAAGCUGGAAACCCAACUCGGCAUGAUAAAUCUGGGAAUGAACAGUUUCUGACUGAAAUUAGCAAGUGGGUCUUCCAUGAAAGAGGCCAUCUCAAGGCUAUAAAUGUUAGACAUCAUAAUGUUGGUCAAGCGGAUGAACCUUCUAUGUACAGAAUCAGCGAUGACACGGAAUUCUCUGUUGAGAUUUAUGAAUGGUCUGGAACAAGCUGGGAACCAUAUGUAGCAGACGAUGUCCAAGUACAGUUUUACAUGAUGAGUCCCUACGUUUUAAAAACCUUGUCAACCAACCAGCAGGGUCUCUACCAUACUUCCUUCAAGGUCCCAGAUGUUUAUGGUGUAUUCCAGUUUAAGGUUGAAUACGAAAGGUUGGGAUACACAAGUUUAAGCCUUUCAAAACAGAUUCCUGUGAGGCCCUUCAGACACAAUGAGUACGAGCGGUUCCUUACAGCUGCUUUUCCCUACUAUGGGGCAUCCUUUUCUAUGAUGGCAGGUUUCUUUAUUUUUUCUCUGGCGUACCUUUACAACAAGUAGAGAGGUUUAGAAGCUGAGUUAGAUUGUGCUGGGCAGGAAUAAUAAUAGCUUAGUUUACAAACAGUUUAAUCUUCAGUCAUUUAUAACAAUUUUUAACGACAAAAGUACUGGCACACUGUUAAUGUAGUUUUGAUGUCAACCUAUACUAUACUACGAUGCUGGCUAAUCAAAAGUUCAUUUUUGUUGGGUUUUCUUAACCAGCAAAAUGAAGGAAUUUUUCAUUCGGGAAAUGUUAAUUUCAUAAAAAAUCUCAUCGACACAUCCACACAGAAAC